GGAGAACCGGCAGCGCCCUAGGGCUUAUCGCGCCCUCGGUGCGUGAUGCCUAUGUGCGAUGUGUGCGACGGCAGCUGCGUCCAGCAAAGGUGUUUCGACACGGAAAUUGGGAUCUCCUACGGCCUCGUGUGCUCUUAGGCUGGGCAGUCACAGAGAAAAGCGAAGCAGCACCUCAUGCC
This is a messenger RNA of Amoebophrya sp. A25, 179 nucleotides long. Lineage: Eukaryota; Dinophyceae; Syndiniales; Amoebophryaceae. The record is from the annotation of a GenBank genome assembly.